This is a messenger RNA of Didymodactylos carnosus, 1109 nucleotides long. NCBI's taxonomy places the organism in Eukaryota, Metazoa, Rotifera, Eurotatoria, Philodinida, Philodinidae. The record is from the annotation of a GenBank genome assembly.
CAUCGGCCGAUAAGCCCUCUCAUGUCAUUCCUCCACCAAAAAAUCCAUCAUUAUUUGCUCCUGACAAAUUCACUGUCUCAAUUUAUCAAGAUAAAUUGGGUAGUCCUCGUUAUCUCCAGUACACACCAACAGGCGAUUUACUUGUGACAGGUGAAAACGGCAACAAAAUCACAUUGCUUGCCGAUAGUAAUGGAGAUGGUAUCGUUGACGAAUCAACCGUGUUUGCCGAUCAAUCAAAUGGUUUGAGCAGAUGUUUCGGAAUGGCUUUCAAUAAUGGCUUUUUUUAUUUGGCCAAUGCUGGUGACCUCAGACGAUAUCGAUAUCAAGAUGGGAAGAAAAAAAUUGAAGGUACCGGACAAGUGCUCAUGACAUAUCCGAGUACUCAUCAUUGGACACGAACCGUUAUUAUCCCUCCAUCGAAAGAUAAUCUUUUUGUCUCUGUCGGUUCGGGCAGUAACGUUGAUGUUGAACCAUUACCUCGUGCCUCAAUUCAAUCGGCCAAUUUCGAUGGAUCAGAUAAUCAAACGUACGCCUUCGGUAUGAGAAAUCCUGUAGGUCUCGCAUUUCAUCCGGUUACAAAGGAUUUCUAUGCUGUUGUUCAGGAACGGGAUGAAUUAGGCGAUGACUUAGUACCGGAUUAUUUUACAAAAGUAAAUCAGGGAGAUUUUUAUGGCUGGCCGUUCGCAUACUUGUCGCCAAAAAAUAUUGAUCCUAGACGCACAUUUUCCAACGGGUCAAGUCAACGACCUGAUCUCGUGAACAAGACGAAAACGCCUGAUCUACUGUUUCAGGCUCAUUCCGCUGUGUUGGGAAUGCAAUUUUAUACAGGUCAAAUGUUUCCACAACGUUACCAAAACGGCGCAUUUGCUGCUUUCCAUGGAUCAUGGAACAGAAACGCAGGAACGGGUUAUAAGAUCGUGUUCAUACCAUUCGGUGAGGAUAAUCGUCCAACGGGUUGCUACGAAGAUUUUCUCUACGGUUUUUUGACAAAACCCGAGGUGCCGGAGACAUGGGGGAGACCAGUUGGAGUAUUGGUGGCUAAAGAUGGCAGUCUGUUGUUUACAGAUGAUGGAAAUGGCAGAAUUUAUCGAGUCAAGUACAAUUCAUAG